Molecule: messenger RNA, 1172 nt
Organism: Phoenix dactylifera (date palm)
Lineage: Eukaryota; Viridiplantae; Streptophyta; Magnoliopsida; Arecales; Arecaceae
Source: RefSeq, a predicted model, not a curated record
CAAAGGAAGUCUCUUUCUUCUCUUCUCCCAACCAGAAGCUUUGCCCAAAGCUUUCUUAGCGUCUUCCAUCGUCCUUUGAGAGAGAAAAGAGGACAGAGGAGAGAGAGAGGCGAGAGAAGAGAAGAUGGGGAGGGGGAGGGUGGAGCUGAAGAGGAUCGAGAACAAGAUCAAUCGCCAGGUGACCUUCGCGAAGCGGCGGAACGGACUCCUCAAGAAAGCCUACGAGCUCUCCGUGCUCUGCGACGCCGAGGUCGCCCUAAUCAUCUUCUCCAACCGCGGGAAGCUCUAUGAGUUCUGCAGCAGCUCCAGUAUGUUGAAGACACUUGAAAGGUACCAAAAAUGCAACUAUGGCGCACCAGAGACUAAUAUUGUGUCAAGAGAAACUCAGAGUAGUCAGCAGGAGUAUUUGAAACUUAAAGCACGUGUUGAAGCAUUACAGAGAUCACAGAGAAAUCUCCUUGGUGAGGACUUGGGGCCACUCAGCAGCAAGGAGCUUGAGCAGCUUGAGCGGCAACUAGAUGCAUCAUUGAAGCAAAUCAGAUCAACAAGGACCCAAUACAUGCUCGAUCAGCUUGCAGAUCUUCAACGAAGGGUAUGGUUAAUGCAAUCAAACAGCUUUAAAAAGCACCUUUUUUUCAUUCCACCAUUUCCUUCCUACUACCAUUGUUCUUUCUUGCAGGAACAAAUGCUCUGUGAGGCCAACAAAAGUCUAAAGCGAAGGCUGGAGGAAAGCAACCAGGCUACUCAGCAGCAAGUUUGGGAUCCCAAUGCUCAUGCAGUGGGCUAUGGCCGGCAGCCGCCACAACCACAGGGAGAUGGAUUCUACCAACCGAUAGAGUGCGAACCAACUCUCCAUAUCGGGUAUCAUCCAGAACAAAUAACGAUUGCUGCAGCGCCUGGCCCAAGUGUGAGUAAUUACAUGCCAGGAUGGCUUGCCUGAGGACAGAUAAUUGAUUUACCUCUGCUUGUGUCCUCGGGGCAUGUUGUGUGUUAUAUGACAAUAGACACUUGCACUCCAUGUCUUGAUUGUAAUGAUCUGUAAUUGGUAACUUCCGUUGUUUCUAGUAAGACAAUAUUGUCUACAAACCUAUUCUAUAAAAACUCCCUGAAAUGGAGCUAUUCUGCUACUGUAUCCGAGAUUUUUUGUUCCCAGAUUCAUGCUUAAUUUUCUA